CCAGUUCAACGGUAGACGCAAUACAUCGCAGAAAUUUUCGAUUUUUCGAGCCGCCGAAAAUUUUUCGCACGCCCAAACUCAAACGAAGCGAAAUUUGUAAACCGCGCAUUCCGUUCGCGCCAAUCAGCUGAUCAUCGACUCGCAGCAGAAAUAAACAGCGUUUGACAGUUGCCGGAAAGAGUGUUUUUAGACGUUUUCAGAGGUAAUUCGAGAUGGAAAUCACCGUGGAAAGCCCCAACGUCACCUAUUCAGAUAAUUACAUCGAGGCGAAGUACGAUUAUCAGUAUACAAGGGCUGCGAAAGACGGGCACCGGAUUGUGGUGAAACCUUUAACAGAAAAGCUGACAUUCCGCACGAAACGUAAGGUGCCGCAGUUGGGGGUGAUGUUGGUGGGUUGGGGGGGCAACAACGGGUCCACGUUCACGGCCGCGCUGAUAGCGAACCGACUGGGACUGUCGUGGGCUACCAGGCGGGGCACGCAGCACGCGAACUGGUUCGGUUCGGUGACGCAGGCCAGCACCGUGCGCCUGGGCGACGACGUCAACGUUCAGCUGUCGCAGGUGCUGCCCAUGGUCGAUCCCAACGACAUCGUGGUCGACGGCUGGGACAUCAGCGCGAAGACGAUCGCCGAGUCGGCGGAGAGGGCCGGGGUUUUGGAGCCCAGUCUGCUGCAGCAGCUCGGCGCCCAUUUGCAGGGCCUCAAGCCCAGGCCGUCCAUCUACGAUCAGGACUUUAUAGCGGCCAAUCAGAAAGACAGAGCCGACAACGUAAUAAAGGGCACCAAGCAAGAACAAAUCGAGCAAAUCCUCCGCGACAUCAACGACUUCAAGCAAAAAACCAAAGUCGACAAGGUCAUCAUCAUGUGGACGGCCAACACCGAAAGAUUCUGCGACGUGGUUCCAGGCGUAAACGACACGCUGGCGAACCUGAAAAAGUCCAUCGAGACCGACCACAAGGAGAUCUCUCCCUCGACCUUGUUCGCCUACGCGUCUCUCAAGGCCGGCUGCCCGUACCUGAACGGCUCGCCGCAGAACACGUACGUGCCCGGCCUAAUCGAGUUGGCCGAGCAGACGGGCGUUUUCGUGGCGGGCGACGACUUCAAGUCCGGUCAGACGAAGAUCAAGAGCGUGCUGGUGGAUUUCCUGGUCAGCGCUGGCAUCAAGCCGACCAGCAUCGUCAGCUACAACCACUUGGGCAACAACGACGGCAAGAACUUGUCGGCUCCCGAGCAGUUCAGGUCCAAGGAGAUCUCCAAAAGUAACGUUGUCGACGAUAUGGUGCAGUCGAAUGAGAUUUUGUACAAGCCGGGCGAGAAGCCUGACCACGUGGUUGUUAUUAAGUAUGUACCGUACGUCGGCGAUUCCAAGCGCGCUCUGGACGAGUACACCUCGGAAAUAAUGAUGGGGGGCACCAACACCCUGGUCAUACACAACACGUGCGAGGAUUCUCUUCUGGCGACCCCCAUCAUCCUCGACCUCGUGGUUCUCGCGGAGCUCUUCACCCGCAUCGAGCUCAAGCGCGUCGACGAGCCCGUCGAGUGCUACGCGAAGCUGCACCCGGUGCUCUCUGUGCUGAGCUACCUGUGCAAGGCGCCGCUGGUGCCGCGCGGCGCGCCCGUCGUCAACUCGCUGUUCCGCCAGAGGGCGUGCAUCGAGAACGUGAUGAAGGCGUGCAUCGGGCUGCCGCCCGACAACAACAUGACCUUGGAGCACAAGGUUCCGUUCCUGAUGGCAACGGUGUGCCAUCAAGAACCGGACUUGAAGAAGCGGAAGGUCGAGAACGGGAAGAAUUAAUGAGAUAAUUGCCAAACACUACAAUAUAAAUUCUAUGGACCUGCAUACAUAUAUGUAUUUUCCCAAUAUUGAACUAGAAAAUUCAUUAAAUAUCAAUGGUUGUUGUCUGUGAUUUUAAAAGUUAUAAAUAUUGUUUAUUCUAUAGUCAAAAGGUUUUUAAUUUUUUUCUUAUAUUUAUAUAUUUUGGCGACCUAUUUUUGCAAUACAUAUUAUCUCUAAGGGUACUACAUACUACUGUAUUAAUUUUGUACCUUUAUAUUAACCCUAAAAUAAAUAAAC
This is a messenger RNA of Brassicogethes aeneus, 2072 nucleotides long. Lineage: Eukaryota; Metazoa; Arthropoda; Insecta; Coleoptera; Nitidulidae. The record is from the annotation of a GenBank genome assembly.